Messenger RNA from Seriola dumerili (greater amberjack), 4393 nucleotides. RefSeq names its product StAR related lipid transfer domain containing 13 (gene stard13a). Gene Ontology annotation, molecular function: lipid binding; protein binding; GTPase activator activity. The record is from RefSeq and is a predicted model, not a curated record. The transcript is spliced from 18 exons. The coding region runs from base 15 to 4388 and encodes 1457 amino acids. NCBI's taxonomy places the organism in Eukaryota, Metazoa, Chordata, Actinopteri, Carangiformes, Carangidae. Gene Ontology annotation, biological process: signal transduction; actin cytoskeleton organization; regulation of Rho protein signal transduction.
CUGGUUCCCUCGUAAUGCAUGAAGGCCCAGUAGCUGCACUGCCUGUUCAGCAGCAGCCUGACAGGCAUAUUUACCCCCAGGCUGUGGGUGUCCCUCUGGAUGACCUGCAAGGUCAAGUUCCCCUCCUGAUCCAAAGCUCCAACAACCACAGAGGAACCAUGUCUGAACCUGUUCCUCUGCUAAGAUGCGCUUUAGAUCCUGUGGCCCGUCAUGCUCAAAGAUGGACGGAGCUGGAGACGGACAGCUGCUCCUCUUGUGAUACAACUAAGCCUGAUUUCAAGCAGAAUGGACACUGUCAGGACAUGGAGGUGUCACAGGGUGACGGAGCUGCUGUUGGCAGUAAAUCUCAGAUGGAGGCACAUUGUGGAGCCACACUACCUCAGCAACAAGAAGGGAGCCCCAAUGAGACCUCCUGUCCUGAUGAGUUGCUUCCUGCCUCUUUACCAGCUCUGGAUAAAAGUAGCCAAAGCCAUCUGCCAGCAUCUGUGGAUGCAUCAGAGGACUGCUCAUUGGAUCUGCUCAGAAUAGUAAAGCACCACCCGAGCGCCAUUGUGUUCUGCGAUUAUAAAAACCAGGCGAGCUUUGCCAGUGGCAGCUCUGAUGGUGGGGAGUCCUCCUCAUCCAACACUGAAGAGGGAGAGGGAGAGGAUGACGAUGAUGAUGAGGAUGAGGAUGAUGUUUUUCAGGAGACAUUACAAUAUAAGGAAUUCCUGGUCAGCCGUCGCCGUAGGAACUUGAACAGGAACAGGAAGUGCUUGAGGAAGAGACAGGAUGCCCAGCCUAACAGCUCUGCUGCAUCUGGCUGGCAAAAGCCCACCGACAAGGGCAAACAGGAGUUCACAGGUAGCCAGGAGGAAGAGGAGAACAAUGGCAAACAGGCUGCUGCGUGUGACUCCAUGACCCUGCUGAUGAACAAGUUGGAUCAGCUCAGUGAGGGGGUCCGAGAAGUCCGAAGCGCUGAUUCCUCCCACCCAGACGAGGCCUGCGCCGAGCAGGAGCAACAGAGCACCGUGGGUGCUCCCGCCGUGGGCAGGAUGGCGAGCCGAGCCCUGAGCCAGGAUCAGGGAGCCUCCAGAGCUUCAGACAAACCUGAACCACUCACCAGACGGCGCUCGCGACCUCUGACCCGCAGCAGACCUCUGACCCGUUCGUCCCUCUCGUCCCCUACACACCUCCAUGCUCGACGGGCCAGGGCGGCUGCAAGGAUCACCAGUGGAUCAGCAGAGAUUGAGGCUAAGGAGGCUUGUGAUUGGCUUAGAGCUGCAGGAUUUCCACAGUAUGCCCAGCUCUACGAAGAUUCCCAGUUUCCAAUUGAUAUUUCCUCAGUGAAAAGGGACCAUGACUUCUUGGACCGGGAUCUGGUGGAGCCUCUGUGUCGACGUCUAAAUACUCUGAACAAGUGUGCCUCCAUGAAACUGGAUGUCAGCCACCCCAAGAAGAAAGGUGAUGACUCUGAUGAAGAUGACCCGUUGGCUAUCAGCAAACGUUGGACAUUCGAGUGGAGUAGCCGACGCUGGUCUCGCCUUCAAGACUUCCUGUUGGACAGCACCAAUGAAAGCAGCCCGACGGGUCAGGGGGAGGAGGGUCUGCGCAGCACAGUGAGCAGUGAGAGCGUGCUGACGGACCUGAGCGAGCAGGAGAUCACAGAAAUCUCCUCGCUGCACAGUGAGGACUCCGCCUCCGCCAUGCCUGACUCUAUAUCUAUGGCGUCCCUCUCCGCUUCCUACCAACCGCCAAGGGAACUCCCACACUACAACUCCCUGCCAAUCAAGAGCAGCCGCCAUGGGCAAGGAGGGCGGAGCAAAGCCAAAGAGUUUUUGCGUCGAAUGGAAAUGAUGCGCACUUGGGGGCCAUCCACAAGGCGGAAAAGCUCAAAUCGCAGGCCGCCGCUGGUCAUCAGCGGGCCGGUGUUACAGGGGGAGGAGCCUCAGGCACUGCAGAUGCUCCAGUGUACUCCCAUCAGCCAAUUAGAGCACAGCCCUAAGCACAUCCAUGAAACUGAUGGCGACACUUCUCCUGUCAGCCUUACCAAUGAUUGUAAAGACCAGUCCAUGGUGAGUGUGAGCCCCAGCAGUGAGACAGUGGCGCCCAAUGUAAAGGAGCCUGUGUGUACAAAACCCCGCACUGCCAGCAAGAGAAGCAGCAUGUAUCUGGAGGAUAUGGAGCUGCCUUCUCAGGGUAAGAGGACUGAAGGGCAGAGCCAGUUUGGCAGAAACCAGUUUCACUCAUAUGAAAACCUCCUUAUUCACAUCCCCAAAGACCAUAAGCCAGGCACCUUUCCAAAAGCUCUAUCCAUAGAGAGCCUGGCACCUUCCCCUGGCGACAAGAACAAUGGCCCUCAGACACAGGCCCAGACUUCUCCACCCAACAAUGGCCUGGGUGAGCCCUGGUCUGGUAAACCUCUUUCCAAGCCCCCCUGUCCUGGAGCGCCACGGGGCAGCAGGGCGAGUGUUUAUGACAACGUGCCGGGCUCCCACCUGUACGCCAGCACAGGAGACCUGCUGGACUUAGAGAAAGAGGACAACCUGUUCCCUCACCUGGACGACAUCAUCCAGCACGUCAGCGGCCUGCAACAAAUAGUGGACCACUGGAGCCGCAGCGUGCUGCCCGAGGGUGAGACAGGGGAGGGGGAGGAGGAAGGGGAGGGCAGGACCACCCCCAGCGAAGGCGAGAGAGAUGGAGUCUCCUUGAAUGACACCGAUUCAACAGGGACCAGUCGGGAGAGGCGGGACUCUGGAGUUGGGGCCUCACUGACAAGACCACGUCUGCGAUGGCCCAGCUUCAGAACCUCUGAUCAUCUCAACCAGCCAGCUUCCUCGCUGCAGAUCGGCAGCCAAUCAGCAGGCCAGCUCAGCCUGCUGCAGAAGUUCUCUUUGCUCCGCCUCACCGCCAUCAUGGAGAAAUACUCAAUGUCUAACAAACACGGCUGGACAUGGUCUGUGCCCAAGUUUAUGAAGCGCAUCAAGGUGCCAGACUACAAAGAGAAGAGUGUGUUUGGUGUUCCCCUCAUCGUCCAUGUCCAGCGUUGUGGUUUUCCGCUCCCUCUGUGUUUACAGCAGGCCCUCAGCCACCUCAGAACACACUGUCUGGACCAGGUGGGAUUGUUCCGCAAAUCCGGCGUGAAGUCUCGUAUUCAGGCUCUGAGGCAGCAGUGUGAGCUGUCCCCUGACUCUGUGAGCUACGAGGACCAGUCAGCCUACGACGUGGCCGACAUGGUCAAGCAGUUCUUCAGAGAUUUGCCUGAGCCUCUGCUAACAAGCAAGCUGGGGGAAACUUUCCUGCAUAUUUACCAGUACGUCCCAAAGGAGCAGAGGUUGCAGGCCGUCAGAGCGGCCAUUUUGCUGAUGCCAGACGAAAACAGGGAGGUCCUGCAGACGCUGCUCUGCUUCCUGCGCGACGUCACUUCCUUGGUGGAGGAGAACCAGAUGACGCCGAUGAACCUGGCCGUUUGCCUGGGACCUUCGCUCUUCCACCUCAGCAUACUGAAGAACGAGAUGCUGUCGCCAAGGUCAAUCCAGAGGAAGUACACCACAGGCCGUCCCGAUCAGAAAGACCUGAAUGAGAAUCUGGCCGCCACUCAGGGCCUGGCACACAUGAUCACUGAGUGCCAGCGUCUGUUCCAGAUCCCAGAGGAGAUGGUGACGCAGUCUCGCAACUCGUACAUGGAGGCUGAGCUGAUGGUGCCCCCGCUGGACGAGCUGUGCAAGGCUCAUGAGGAGGAAGUGGAUGAGGAAGAGGAAGAGGAGGAUGAGGAAGGAUCCUAUCAUACACACCUAGAAAGCCUGGUCCAGAACCUGCUGAAAGAAGCCAGGGAUAAGAGCAAAGGCUGGGUGUCUCGCUCAACUACUGACCACACAGAACUGGCAUUUAAAAAGGUAGGGGAUGGUAACCCUCUGAGGCGGUGGCGAGUGUGUGUGGAGGUGUCCGCAGCUCCCAGUGAGCUGCUGCAGCGGCUGCUGAAAGAGCGCCCUCUGUGGCAGACCGAACUACAGCAGGAGAAGGUUCUGGAGACGCUGGAUAAACAGACAGACGUGUACCAGUACUCCUGCCGCAACAUGGCGCCUCAGCCCAGCUGUGACUACGUGGUACUAAGAUCAUGGCGUACAGACCUGUGCAAAGGCUCAUGUGCGCUGGUGUGUGUGUCCGUCGAACAUGACGACAGCCCACGCGUGGGAGCGGUGAGGGGGGUUGUGCUGGAGUCACAGUACCUCCUCGAGCCCUGUGGGACGGGGAGGACGAGGCUCACCCAUAUCUCCAGAGUGGACCUCAGGGGGAGGUCUCCAGAAUGGUACAACAAAGCGUUUGGUCACCUGUGUGUUAAUGAAGCCCAGAGGAUCCGCUCCUCUUUUCACCCUCUCGAUCAGACGAGCACUGAGGCCAAGAGCUGAACCCC